AAAGUGUAUUCUUUGUGCAUCCGUCCAUGCUUUAAUCUUUUCCAUCAAAUGAUUUGAAAUUUUCUGAUUUGAAUAUUUACUGUUAUUGCGUGACUAUCACUAUCACGGUUUUUCUAUUCAUUUAUUUAUUUGCAUACAUUAAAGAUGUCAAUUUAAUUCACAUAUGCAUGGGAAAACUAUUUUAUAAACAUAUUUUUAAUAAAAGCUAUUUGCAAACUUUUCCCCUUUAAAUUCAUCGCAAACGUUGUAGUGCAUGCAAUAUUGCAUUGUUUUAUUUGCGCUAAAGCGGAUACAGACAAGCAGUGCGCCGGUGCUGUGUGUUUGUGCGCGUGUACGUGUGUGUGUGUGUGUGUGUGUGUGUGUGUGUGUGCGCGCGCGUGUGUGUGUGUAAGACAGCGGCUCGCGAUGUCCACGCUCUCCACCACUGUUCUGGUGAUCCGAUAGUUGUGAAAAGCCACCACUAGUCGCCCCCAGUGCUCUUGCAGUCUCCAAUUUUCUUUCCCACUGUAGACUUAACGUCACGUCCGCACUUGAACUUGAAUUUUAUCCCAUUGUACGGAGGCAGCCCUCGCCACAGAGACACUGAGAGCUCCCGGAGAAGCAGGACUCCGCCAUCUUCAUAGAGGCAGAAAAGGGAGAAAAAAAAGCUUCAUUCAUUUGGAAAGGAGGUGGCAAGUCCAUGUCCCUGGUCUCCAGUGCGCAAAGCCGAAUAGGGGAGCAAGUGCAAAGAGUUGGAGAGAGUGCAAAGUAACCGGGCAUCGCAUGCACUUAGAGCCCAGGAGAGAAGAAGAACUGUCCAGUGCUUGGCACACUCAAGUGCCAACUCAAGGAGAAAUUGGAUUCGUUUCAUCCAAUCUAAUAAGUAAUGACCAUUUUUCUUUUUUAGAAUUAUUUUGACUCCGAGAGAAAAAAAAAAAAUUCUAAUUGCCUUUGACAAAUCCACAAGGCGCAGACCGGACGAAGAGAGAGCCACCAGAGGGUCCAACCUACCCAAACGCACCGGGCAUCCACGUUCUGAGACAUUUCCAGUGGUUUCUUCACAACUGUCACUCGUCAAGGAUAUUUUCGCCCUCGGACAGAUCGCGCUUGGCACACAGCUGAAGUGCAUGUGUGUGUCGCUGAGGUACUGAGCGUCUGCGCGUCUCUGGUCAUCUGGAGAGCCGGAGCGCAAAGACACUUUCGCUUCUCUCACAUUCACGGGACCCCUAUCUGUAUCCACGGCCCGGAGCUGUGGCAGUUCUUUGGAAGUCCCGGGAAAAGUUAGUUACCGAGGGGGGAAAAAGCCCACGCCACGGACACGGAGGACAGAAGGCGCGAGCCGACUAUUCCUUGUGCGGGUCUCUGGGCGAUGCCAGUGUAAAUGCCAGGGCAAUGUCCCGUCGCAAGCAGGGAAACCCUCAGCAUUUGUCGCAAAGAGAAAUUAUAACACCGGAAGCUGAGCAUGUGGAUGCGGGACUGGCCGUGGCUGAUCUCCACUCUCACCCUCACCCGCUGCUGGAUCCCAGCAUGCCUGGGCCUCUGCCUCCGGGCCUGGGCGACCAUGACCUCCUCACCUGUGGCCAGUGCCAACUAACCUUUCCCCUGGGGGACAUUCUGCUCUUCAUUGAGCACAAGAAAAAGCAAUGCCAGGGUCUGACGACUGGCCACGGCUGCUACGACAAGAUGGCGGACCGCAAUAGCCCCUCGCCGCCCCGCGCAGAGCUGAGGAAAGUGGUGGAACCGGUCGAAAUUGGAAUCCAGGUGACACCUGAAGAAGAGGACGAGAGACUGUUGACGCCCCCAAAAGGAAUUUGCCCCAAGCAAGAAAGUGGCCUGGCAGGUAGAGAUGAACCUUCGAGUUACAUAUGCACAACGUGCAAACAGCCCUUUACCAACGCCUGGUUCCUUCUGCAACACGCUCAGAACACGCAUGGGAUCCGCAUCUACUUGGAGACCAACCCCUCGAAUACCUCCCUGACCCCACGGAUCACUAUUCCUCCCCCCAUUGGUGCUGAAUCCAUACCACAGUCCCCGUUAACCAACUUUUUAGGGGACAGCAACCCCUUCCACCUCCUACGGAUGACUGGGCCCCUACUCCGAGAGCCCCCACCUGGCUUUGUGGAAAACCGCCUCCCUAAUACGCCUCCCUUUGUCAGCCCCCCUCCUCGCCAUCACUUAGAUCCCCAUCGCCUAGAACGCCUUAGCGCAGAGGAAAUGGGUUUAAUCUCCCAGCAUCCCAGUGCCUUUGAGAGAGUGAUGCGCAUGACACCCAUGGCCAUGGAGUCCCAGUCCAUGGAUUUCUCCCGCCGACUUAGAGAGCUUGCUGGAAACAACAACUCCACUCCACCGCUGUCACCAAGCCGUGCCAACCCUAUGCAUCGUCUCCUCAAUCCCAACCCCUUCCAGCCCAGCCCGAAGUCGCCCUUUCUGAGCACCCCUCCGCUGCCUCCCAUGCCCCCUAACAGCACCACCCCACCGCAGACACAGGCCAAGUCGAAAUCCUGUGAGUUCUGUGGCAAGACCUUCAAGUUUCAGAGUAAUCUGGUUGUUCAUCGGCGAAGCCACACAGGCGAGAAACCCUACAAGUGCCAACUGUGUGACCAUGCCUGUUCUCAGGCUAGCAAACUAAAACGCCACAUGAAGACCCACAUGCACAAGUCUGGCUCCAUGACGGGGCGUUCUGACGAUGGCCUGUCCACCACCAGUUCACCUGAGCCAGGCACUAGUGACGUCACUGGGGAGAGUAUGAAGAACAGAGACGGCGAUUUUAGAGGUGAGGGCAUGGGCCCUGAAAAUGAAGAGGAGGAGGAAGAGGAAGAAGAGGAGGAACUAGAAAAUGAAAGCAGGCCUGAGUCAAACUUCAGCAUGGACUCUGAGUUCAGUCGGAAUAGGGAAAAUGGCUCAAAGCCUCCUUCGGAUGAGAAGAGUCUCUCUUUGGGGAAGAUGGUGGAAAACGUAGGGCUCAGCUCCAUCCAGCAGUACAAUAACUUAAUAGUCGACAAUCGGAAAAGGCUUCCAUUCUCCAAAAGGAUGUCAGAAGUGCAGAGGGAUGCAGGUGACCACGAUUCAGUAGUGGGGGAAAUGGACCAAGUGGAGCGUGCAACUGUGAACGGAAGGAACUGUGGCUCAGGCGACUCUUUCUCAGGCCUGUUUCCCCGCAAGCCCACUCCCAUCACCAGCCCUAGCCUCUCCAACACCUCUAACAAGAGGAUCAAAAUCGAAAAGGAUUUGGACAUGCCCCCAGCCCCCCUAAUCCCAUCUGAAAACGUCUACUCCCAGUGGCUAGUGGGCUAUGCAACAUCCCGCCACUUCAUCAAAGAUCCCUUUCUUGGCUUCACCGAUUCUAGACAAUCUCCAUUCGCCACCUCCUCAGAGCACUCUUCCGAGAACGGCAGCCUGCGUUUCUCCACGCCGCCAGGGGACCUGCUGGACGGGGGCCUCUCCGGCCGCAGUGGUACCGCUAGCGGAGGCAGCACCCCACACUUGGGUGGGGGGCCGGGACCGGGCCGGCCCAGCUCAAAAGAAAGCCGAAGGAGUGACACCUGUGAGUACUGUGGGAAGGUGUUCAAGAACUGUAGCAAUCUGACAGUGCACAGACGCAGCCACACAGGCGAGAGGCCCUACAAGUGUGAGCUUUGCAACUACGCCUGCGCCCAGAGCAGCAAGCUUACCCGCCACAUGAAGACACACGGCCAGCUCGGACUUCCUGUGAUGUGUAGUUGAACGCAUUCUCAGAAGUAGCAACACGCUUACAGAAUGCACAGCUGAAUUUUCCCUUUUCUUUUCUCUUCUAUCCAACUGAUUUAUUGGCAGUUAAACAGCCUUCUUUCAACAAGAUGCCCUAACCAGCGCAAACGAUUGAAGCGAGGGAAUAUCGUGGUUUUAAAAAGAGCAAAGCAAACUAAUGAAAUAGAAAGAGAGAGAGAGAGAAAGAAAAGUAAACAUACACAGCUCUUUGCAGUUGACCCGCACUUUAUUAUUUUGAUUUACAUAUUUGAAAACAAUAGCGAAAACGGCUUCUGAGCAAGAAAUUAUGUUAAAAUACAAAUUUAUUGGGCCUUGCUAGAGGGAGCAUCUGAGAUUGAAGUGCCAGUGUUGAUAGGCUUGGCUUUCACAAUGCUGGCACUAUAAAAAUGAAAUUAAUUUAUUUGGACAGUUUUUGUACUGCCAUUCAAUUUGACAUGAGUGUGCCUUGAAUACUGAUCUUCCUAUUUAUUGUCUUAUAAGACAAAUGCAACACUUUUGUGAAGCAAAGAAUUGAAAGAAAAAAAAAGAAAAAAUUAAGUCCAUGUGGUUUUAAUCUGCUUCUAAAAGAAUAAUGAUAAAAACAGAUACGUAGGUCACUUAAAGAACUAAGCUGAACUAAAAUGAAAGGUAGCCAGCACAAUACUAAUGUGUGUCUAUGUGUGUAUAUAUGUAUGCAUAUGUACAUAUAACUGCACAAAAACACACACAAUAGACAAAUAUAUAUAAAUAUAUAUAUGUAAAUUUUUUCACUUCAGGACAAGACUGCGUCCCUUGAAAAUAAUGGAUGAUUCUUUUGCUACAAAUAGUCAAGGAAGAGACUGGACAAAAAUCAGGAACUACAGAAACUUAAAAAAAAAAAAAAAAAAUAGAAAAAAGAAAAAAAAGAAAAAAGUAAAACGUUUAGUGCACUCUGUCUUAAAAUACGUUUACAGUAUUGAAACAAGUACAAGGGUAAAAUGAUAUUUCUGUGUAUGUGUGUUUUAAACAAACAAGAAUUUUUCUUUUCUUUUCUUUUUUUUUUUCCAAGUUUGCUUAUAAAGUUUCUCUGAAUGCCAUAGUGGCGUGUGUAUAUUGGUUUUUGGUGACGGGAUUUUAAGUAUAUAUAUAUAUAUAAAUAUAUAUAUAUAUAUAAAUAUAUAUGACAUUUCUCUUGUUUACUGUAAAAGUAUACCAGUAUUUGUAAUAUUGGAGAAUGCCUGGGCAUUUUACAAAAAAAGAAAAAAGAAAAAAAAAA
Onychostoma macrolepis is the source of this 4960-nucleotide messenger RNA. It is a transcript of the gene bcl11ba, whose product is annotated as BCL11 transcription factor B a. Gene Ontology annotation, biological process: positive regulation of transcription by RNA polymerase II. Gene Ontology annotation, molecular function: DNA-binding transcription factor activity; RNA polymerase II cis-regulatory region sequence-specific DNA binding. Lineage: Eukaryota; Metazoa; Chordata; Actinopteri; Cypriniformes; Cyprinidae. Gene Ontology annotation, cellular component: nucleus. The transcript has 4 exons. The record is from RefSeq and is a predicted model, not a curated record. The coding region runs from base 1372 to 3702 and encodes 776 amino acids.